This is a messenger RNA of Schizosaccharomyces osmophilus, 165 nucleotides long. RefSeq names its product Schizosaccharomyces specific protein. Bases 1 to 165 code for a protein of 54 amino acids. The record is from RefSeq and is a predicted model, not a curated record. Lineage: Eukaryota; Fungi; Ascomycota; Schizosaccharomycetes; Schizosaccharomycetales; Schizosaccharomycetaceae. The transcript has 2 exons.
AUGGCUAUUACUUUUAAGCAACAGAUGUUCUCUAUUUUUGGAAUUUUCAUCGUUGGUGGCCCCGUUUCGUUCAUCUUACUAAAGAAUCAUCUAUACGAAAAGCGAAGGGCAUAUUUCAAGCUGCAAAGGGAAAGAGAAGCUCAAAACAAAAAAGAAGCCAAUUGA